GGGACAUCAACAGGACUGGACGAUGGUGUGGUCGACGACCCUCGCGCGGCGAGGAUUCUCCAUGCAAGUGUUCAAUCGAGCAAUGAAACGCACACAGAAGAACAACGUGGCAGCGUUGGCCGACAGCAAGGAGUUUGAAUACCUGCGCGAAGAAGUGGCCAAGCGGCUCGUGGACCGGCUGCAGGACAUUGACCGAGACUUCCCAUCUGCGCUGGAUCUGGGUGCAGGCAGCGGGCAUGUCUUCAAAUCGUUGGCGCAAGACGCAGGACUAGGCGGGAUCACGCACCUUGUGCAAAUGGAAGCCGCAGAACGACUGCUCCUGCGCGACGCAGACACCGACGAAGACAAGCAACUCGUGACCAACUUGGCCACCCAACGCAUCUGCGGCGACGAAGAGUUUUUGCCGUUCCCAAAGCAUCACUUUGACGUGGUGCUAAGUUCAUGCAGUCUGCACUGGGUGAACGACCUCCCCAGCACGUUUUCCCAGGUGCAUGACAUCUUGAAGCCCGACGGCGCGUUCCUCGGCGCAGUGCUUGGCGGCGACAGUCUGAUGGAGCUCCGGAGUGCAUUCAUUCUGGCCGACCAAGAGCGUCAGGGCGGGAUCAUGCCGCACAUUUCGCCGUUUCUGAACGUGCCAGACACAGGCAACUUGCUCCAAGGCGCAGGCUUUAGCUUGCCCACAGGUAUUUGUCGAUAGUUAUGCACAAAUGGGUUUAAUAUUAUAGUGUAACUGCCCUACCUACAGUCGACACGGACUACAUCACGGUCGAGUACCCGAAUGCGUUCUCGGUGAUGGAGCACCUCCGCGGCAUGGGCGAGAACCACGCGCCGUUCGCGCCGUCGUCCGGACAUGUGUCCCGCGACGUGCUGCUGGCCACGGCAGCCAUCUACCAAGCCAUGUUUGGCAACGAAGACGGAUCCGUCCCAGUAACCUUCCAGGUACAGACCAUGGAUGAGCAGUGUUAUGAAGGAUGAUGCUUGGUGGGUAGGUGAUCUAUUUCAUUGGGUGGAGUCCCCACCAAAGCCAACAAAAGCCCAAAGCGCGCGGGAGUGCCACCGUGUCGCUCAAGGAUUUGCCCACCGUGCACCACUCGUGCCAGCGAAAGUAACCGCACUCGCACUCUCGGCAUCGGCUACGGCUAGAACUGUAAACAUAAAUUACGGUAGUACCUCGUUAGGGUCCAAAUCAAUCGGGAAUGAUGCUCAACUUUCACUGUGGUUCCGUAUAAUUUCUAAACACCUAUAUCUG
Messenger RNA from Aphanomyces astaci, 1249 nucleotides. RefSeq lists its product as hypothetical. The transcript has 6 exons. Gene Ontology annotation, biological process: mitochondrial respiratory chain complex I assembly. The coding region runs from base 23 to 697 and encodes 224 amino acids. The record is from RefSeq and is a predicted model, not a curated record. Gene Ontology annotation, cellular component: mitochondrion. Gene Ontology annotation, molecular function: S-adenosylmethionine-dependent methyltransferase activity. NCBI's taxonomy places the organism in Eukaryota, Oomycota, Saprolegniomycetes, Saprolegniales, Verrucalvaceae.